AGCCUUAGCCACCUCCUGGGACAUGCUUCCAUGAAGGAUGACAAGGUUCCGAUCCUGUGACCAACUGGGGGUAGGAGUGGGAGCCAGGAAAGGAACAAGCCUUGGAGUGCUGGAGCAAACCCAAGAUCUAAGGCCAGGGUUUCAGGGGUGGGGAAGGGAAAAGUGACAGAAAAGAGGUAGUGUGAGUGGUAGCCAGGCCUAGAGGGCAUACCCAGCCUUUACUCCUGGCAGUCUUGAGGGAGUUCCAGCUAGAAAGGAAUUUGGUCUAUUUACGUUUUUGAGGAUAAAUGCUUCUUGCUAGUGAGUGGUUAUUACUAUUUGCUGAUCUGAUGUCUGAAAAAUGGAAUCUUACGGCUUUAGCACACGUUUUUUCUUAUUGAGUGAGAGCAGCGGUUUCAAACCUACAGUGCCAGAAGCUGGCCUCAACACAACGCCCGAGGCUGGGCGCAAACCAAGCAGCUCGGAUUGCCACAGUUCGCAGAGAUAUUCCCACGGACCGGGACCAGAGUCCCCAAGAGCACCGGGUAUGACCGGUACUGGCGGGCGAUCACCCCUUAAGCAGGAGCUGGAGAACACUUACCAUAAAAGAGAGGACGAGCGCCUGCCUGGGAGGAAUCCCCAGCGCUGGCAGGUCCGGGACUCCCGGGAGAGAGGUCUGCUGCCACUGCCGCCCACUCAGGGGCGCCCGAGCGACCCCGCGGAUGCUGGUUGCUGCUUCUCCGCCAGCGGCGCGUCCUCGGCUUGUACCCGGCGGCAGCGCCCUCUCUCUCUGCAGGGUGCCCUGGAGUUACGGACGUUCUUGGAGAAGUUGAUGCUCAGGAGAGGCGAGAGGCCGCGGAGGUCCGGUCCCGAGUGGUGAAGUGCCUGCUGAUCUCAGCGGGACGCGGAAGCCCUUGCCCCCGUGGCCCUAAUGCUUAGUGCCUGACCUGGAGAGCGAUGAGUCCCGCGCUCAGGGCACACGGGCCGCGCCUCGGCCGCCCGUCCUCGGAGCACCCGGUUUCUUCCCCCAGAGCACAGAGCACACGCCGCGAGGGCUGCAGCGGUGGCCAGGACCCGGGCUGCUGUGCGCUCAUUGCCUUCCCCAGGGGCUGGGCGCCUUUGUGCUCCGGGCGCGCCGACCGCCAGGGCCAGCUCUGGAUGCUGCAGCCGCCGCCUCCCCCUCCUCCUCCACGGCCGCUCGCUCCCCGCCUUCCCGGCCGGCCCGGAGGCUGCAGCUGAAAGCCGAUCCGGCUGAGCUCAUCCCUGAAGGCCACUAAUCCAAUAGCCGCGGAAGGCGCGGCCGCCGGGAACGCCCCUUCCCCCACCAUCCCGCGCCCCGGCCGUCCCAGCUCGGGCCGCUGCCGGCUCUGCCACCUUCUGGAGGCCACCAGCUGGCGGGAAAGGGAAGUGGAACCCGCGCCCGCGCCCCUGGGCCGAAGUGGCGCGGACGCCAUUCACUCAUCUGCCGGCUGGCUGGCCUAGACACUCGCUCACACACGCGCUCAUUCAUGCGCACGGGUCCUCCCCCAUUCAUUCAAGCGUGGCUAGAGAGCCACGGUGGGUGUCCCUGGGGGCGGGGAUGAAGAGAGGAGACUCCACGGUCGCCAGAUAGCUUUGGUGCCUGUAUUCAAGACCAGCGGGAAACAGCGGGGAAACAGCGACUGGGAAAGAGAAUGCUUUAAUAUACCCCCUUGCCUUAGGCACACACAUGUCCACACUUUAUUUCUGAGGCCAGACUCCAACUCAUCUUUCUAAAUCCAAUUUCACGCGGCACCUGCUCCCUGGUGCUUUUCCCCGCCCACCUGAGGCCCGAGAGGAAGAUUAUUGAUCAGAGGGCUACAGGCGCUGAUGGUGGGCGGCUCCCUCAUUAACCAGAAUGUAGAGAUAAGAGGGUGUGGCCAGAGCGAGGGAUGCUCUGUACCUCUCCAAGCUGGCUUCCUUCCAGGCCAGGGCAUCCUUCUUGCGAUGCCAGCGUUGACAUUAGGUCCAUUCCAUAGUCUUAACUGACCUUACGUCUCAGAAAGUGUCCAUUUUUUUUCAUGUACACAGAAGACAAGUACCUGCAAUUCAACCCUGUGAGGAAAAUAUGUGGACCCAGGCUCGGGAGUUCUUCUUCCAGACUGGGGAGGGCAAUUUGAGAAUGUUUCCUUGUGGAAGUGUCUGCCUAAAUGAGUUGCUAGAUGCAUAGACAUCAGAGUCUCAUGGUAGGGUACCUGUAACAGCCUGUGGUAUAACUGGAGCCAAAAACAGGAGGUGAUGAAACGGGAGUGGGUACUUAGGGUCUUGGAGAGCAUCCAAAGGGCUUGGCUUUUCCCCAAGAUCAGUUUGGCAGGCCUCUUGACCUUCACAGAUUUGCUGUCCAAAAAGAUAAUCCAGAGGCAGAGUGGAUAGAUGGAUGAAUAAUAGCACAAACCAGCUUGGAAGCUGUAAACAACACUUUGCCAAUUAGGACAGCUCCGUGGUGUGGAAAGGGGUAUCCUGAGCAAGUGUCAUGAGCGUUCAUGAUUUUAUUUGUGCUCCUUCAUCUGUGUCUGUAUGUCUGUCCCUCUGUACCUGUGUGUCUCUGCCCUUGGGACUGCACAGAAUUGCUGCUGAAGGAACGUGACCCAUGUACACAUUUCCUUGUUCCACUGAAGUCCCCUCCUUCCCCAGGACAUCUCUGGAGUCUGUGCUGAGACCGUGGCUGUGGCGCUGACAGAGCUGGACAGCAUGAAAUGAGAAUCGAGGAAAACUCAGAGCAAAGGGGAACUUAAGACUUUCCAAGGACUGGAGAGAUGACUCAGAGCACUUUCUGUUCAGCUGGGCAUGGUGGUGCCUGCCUUUAACCCCAGCACUCAGGAGGCAGAAGCAGUCAGAUCUCUGAGUUCGAGGCCAGCCUACUCUACAGAGUGAGUUCCAGGACAGCCAGGGCUACACAGAGAAACCCUGUCUCAAACAAACAAACAAAAAACAAACAAACAAACAAAGUACUUGCUGCUCUUGCAGAGGACCAGAGUUCAGUUCCCAGCCGUCACAUGGUGGUUCGCAGCUAUCCAGAAUAUCAGUUCCAGGGGAUCAGUUGCCUUCCUCUGACUUCCAUCAGCACCAGGCAUGUACACGGCGCAUAUACAUCCAUGCAGGCAAAAUACUCAUACACUUACAAUAAACCUGAAAAAAAUACACCCAAGACUCUCCAGCUGAUGGUUUUUCCACCUGGACCCUAAUACAGUUGCCAACACUCAUUUCUUCUUUCUGGAAGACUUCACAGUAGCUUAAGAACAAGGCGAGGAAGGGUCAGUGGCCACAAUUUGAGAAACUACUCCCCCAAACACAUACCCAUGUGCCAGAUAGUUUCUCUACACAGGCCUUCACAAAUGUGACUUGCCUUAGGUAUCAAGAAAUGGGCAUAACAGCACCCCCAAGAAACAUUGAAGUUCCCCAAAUCUUCCACCCCCUGAAUAGCAUAGAUGUAGUGUGUCCCCAAGUUUGAAAUGUGAACAAAUAUCCAUUCAUUCCAGAUAGGGUGUCCAUGGCAGACCAGAAAAAUAAUUGCACCCAAGUCUACUUUGGUGAUCCAUUAGUGUUACUGAUAGAAGCAAGGGACGCACAAAUUUAUCACUAAAAAGGCCCAUCUCAGUAUGCAUAGCAAGUUGAGCUCUGUGCACAGCUAGCAAUCAGAAGAGUCUCCAUGCCCUAGCUUUUACAAGCUUGAGAAGGAGCCUUGUGAAUCUUGUAACUUUCAUGAGCUUUCCGAGCCUUCUGAGUUUUAUUAGCUCCCCAGUCUUAGUUAAAAAAAAAAAAAAAGUCUUAGCAAACCUCUCUCCUCCCUCUCUGAGAGAAUAUUUCAAUUCAGAGGAAACAACCACACAUGAAGAAGGAAUUGCCACUUGAGGAGCAGCCUGGAUAACCGGAUCAAAUAUUCUUUAAACUGAAGUUCGAAGCCUAUAAACUGGCCUCUGAUAAUCCCUGACCCUGGAUUGCCACAUUCUGUCUCCCUUCCUCUGAAGUGUAGGCUGGACUCGCUGUCUUGUUUUUCACAAAUAGAACACAGUAGGACAAACAAGCUGUCCCACCUGUGAUUGGAAAACGCCAGUGGCUCUGGGCACACAUCAUCUCUCUUGCUCCUUUGGCUUUUAUCCCACCACAAAGGAAGCCAGGUAUUGUGUUGUGGGGAAACUUGGUGGGGGACUGAGGCCUGCCACCAUGGGCCUGAACUAGAUAGCACAUCCCUCCUUGGCUGAGCCUUCCCAUCAGGCUGCAGUCCUUCUGAUGUCUUGACUACACUCAAGACACCUGAAUCAGAGGCACAAACCAAGCCACACUGAUUCUUGAGUGUGGACAUGCUAAGAAAAUGAUUGUGGUUUUAAGCUUCUGAAUCUUCGGAUUGUUGGCUAAUCGGUGUAAUAUAACUAAUACAAGAUAUUCUUAACUGCCAAGGAGUGGAUCUAAAAUAAGUCUUUGGUGAACUC
This is a messenger RNA of Arvicanthis niloticus (Nile rat), 4427 nucleotides long. NCBI's taxonomy places the organism in Eukaryota, Metazoa, Chordata, Mammalia, Rodentia, Muridae. The record is from RefSeq and is a predicted model, not a curated record.